GAUUAAUUAAGAACUGUGAGAGACAUUCGAGACAUAUUCCUAGUGCCAGUAUAAUCAAAGCUCCUUGAAUAUGGUUUUCAUCUUGGGUAUCUCGUUCGCUGAGAGGAAUCUGGUGAAGAAAUCUCUAGAGUCUUUCUAUGGCUUAGGGAACCAAGCUUCAGCUCGUAUCAUGGCCAAGCACUACAUCCAUCCCACGGCGACUGUCGGUUCCUUGUCACAAAAAACGGUCACAUCUUUGACCGCUGAGCUUUCCACCAUGCCUUUAGAGACCGAAUUGAAACGAAGGUUGCAGGAUAACAUCGAAAGAAUGCGGACAAUGGGUAGCUACCGGGGGAGGAGGCAUGCGAUGGGCCUGCCAGUAAGAGGACAGAAUACGAAGAGUCAGAUAUCAACGGCCAGGAAACUCAAUAAAGUAAAUAGAAAAGGAUAAGAGAUUUACGUUGGAAAUGUUUGUACAAAUAGGAUUGUAUUGCGGGCGCAUCUACAGGUUCGGGGGGCUAUACGAAUAGUGACAUCGAAAUUAGAAAUGAAUCACUCUUGGGCCACAAGGCGUAAGGUCACAAAAGAUAUGGUGGAAUGGGUCGCGAAUGGCACCGAUUGUUUGCAAACGUUGGAAACAUUGAACCGGCCAAUUCUCCGCCCCAACGUCGGAGAUACAUACAAAUUCAGGUAUGGGCACGCCACUUUCUAAAGCCUCACAAAGUGCAAACUGAAGAGUCGUGUCUGAGACUUUUAGAGCUUCAAGCAUAUGCUCUUCCAUUUGUAGUUUCCUUAGUCCUAUCCACAUGUUUACCCGCACUUUUGUUCCUAUCUCCGGUCCUUCGCAAGGAGAAAGCAUACACCUUGCGAUCAUUCCCAAAUAUGCUUCUUUACCACAGUACUUGUCUGAUACUCAGACGAAGCAAACUCUUAUAACACAAACUUAUUCUAUGAUGAUUUACAUAGACAAGCAAAUACUUUACCA
This is a messenger RNA of Botrytis cinerea B05.10, 964 nucleotides long. It is a transcript of the gene Bcsws2, whose product is annotated as Bcsws2. Bases 71 to 430 code for a protein of 119 amino acids. NCBI's taxonomy places the organism in Eukaryota, Fungi, Ascomycota, Leotiomycetes, Helotiales, Sclerotiniaceae. The record is from RefSeq and is a predicted model, not a curated record. The transcript is spliced from 4 exons. Gene Ontology annotation, cellular component: mitochondrion; ribosome; small ribosomal subunit. Gene Ontology annotation, biological process: translation. Gene Ontology annotation, molecular function: RNA binding; structural constituent of ribosome.